This is a messenger RNA of Ciona intestinalis (vase tunicate), 1712 nucleotides long. Lineage: Eukaryota; Metazoa; Chordata; Ascidiacea; Phlebobranchia; Cionidae. The record is from RefSeq and is a predicted model, not a curated record.
GGCAUUGGCGCGAGACGUGGAAACAUUAGUACUGCUCGGCAAUUAAUAUUUAUAGAUUGACGCUAUGAACGCUGGAAAUAGUUGAUGUCAAACUGUCAUUGUACUUUUAGGAAAGAAGAAACUGUGCUAGAAGAAUGAAACUAGAUUCAAUAAUAUGCGGUGUUUGUUGUUUUACGUUGUUGAUAAAUUUAACAUCCUGUUUCGAUUGGGCUUCUUCAGUAGCUCAGUUGAAAGCAGUCGCAAAAACCGAACAGGUUUUGGUGUCUCGUCUUCAAAAUUUUAUCAAUAAUAAAACAGAGGAAUUAGGCAGAAUUCAAAACUACGUCGAUGCUUUGCGGAAAGUUUCGGAUAAGAUCUCAUCGAGUAAAGAAGAAUAUAUAUCACAUCCAAUCAACCAAUAUCAUCUCAUUCAAAGAUUUGCGAAAGAAUGGACGAAGGUUGGAGAUUUGCUGCAGAUGUUUAACGAAACAGGUUUUGAACUUACCCAAAACAUAUCUCGAAUGCGGAAACUAUAUCCAACCGACAAUGAUUUAAACCCAGCAGCAGCUGGCAUCGAAAGACUGCAGCGCGUAUACGAGCUUUCUAUAGACGAACUUAUUGAAGGAAAUGUAAAAGGUGAAAAGUCUGGUUAUAAACUUUCUCCUGGUGACUGCUUUCUGAUCGGAAAAAUAUCCUGCAAAUCAUUUAAGUGCGAUGCGUGUAAAAUAUGGAUGCAACGAGCAUUAAAACUUAAAGCAGACGAAACCUUCACAAAUGACGAAGCACUGGCAUAUGAAGCGGUAUGCCGAGCAAAGCGAGGUAACUUAACGCAUGCUUUUGCAAUAACUGAAGACUUGUUGACACGUGAUCCAUUCAAUGAUAUAUUGUUGGGAAAUAUGUUGUACUACAGAAUGUUUCUUCGUUAUCCACAUCUGUUCAUUUUUCACAAAGAUGAAAAUGCUGAAGAUGAGAUUAAACAAUAUAAUCAAAUUUGUCAAGGAAAAUUUAAAUUGCCACACAAGGUUUCGAAGAACCUUCGAUGUUACUUGUACACAAACAAGAAUGACCCGAGACUGCGAAUUAAACCCGUUAAAGUUGAAGAACUUUGUAACUCUCCUCAUAUAGUGCAGUUCUAUGACGUCAUAAAUAAUGAUGACAUUGAGACAAUAAAGAAAAUGUCGAAAAAACACCUCAGUCGGGCUUUGGUAACGGGUCCUAAUAACACCGGAAUAGUUGAAGAUAUCCGGACUAGCAAGGUAGCGUGGUUUAAAAAAAAUGACUUCACAGCGGUGAAAAAACUUUAUACAAGAAUAAGUGAAAUGACCGGCUUAUCUGAAGAGACGUUUGAGGACUUACAGGUGGCAAAUUAUGGCCUCGCUGGUGAAUACCAGCCUCACUUUGACUAUACCGAGGACCCAUCAAUUUAUAAACGCGAGGAUGGCGCGGAAGUGGGCAAUAGGAUUGCUACAAUGUUGCUUUAUUUAAAUGACGUCAAAGAAGGAGGUCGUACGGCUUUUAUAGAACCCAAAAUUGUCGCAAAACCGAUCAAGGGUAGCGCAGUGUUCUGGUACAACUUGUAUCCUUCUGGUUUAGGUGAUCCGCGAACUCGACAUGCGUCCUGUCCAGUCGUUAUAGGAAAUAAAUGGGCUUCCAAUGUUUGGGUUCACGAAGUACAACAAGAAUUUAAACGGAAAUGUGGAUUAAGACAAGAUGCAGAUAACAGAAUAUUUUAA